GACAGUGCAGUGGAUUGUCGGGCCUCAGUUCGCCGCGUAUCGUGGCGUAAAGUAGUCGUUAUGUUGGGUUUAGGAGCCGCUGUGAUUGCGGUGAUAGCUGCGAGCUAUCUUUGUUUCGGCUUUCUUUUCACCGUAACACUUUUUAUAAUUUUAAGUGUCGUUUAUGCUCUUGUGUUCCAUUGGUCGUGGUGCGUUAUAGCUUUCAAAACUAUUCCCAGGGACUUACAUGCCCUUAUAUGCUACAUAAAAAUAUUAUUGUUGACACGGAGGUAUACCAAGAAGAACUGGACUAUGCCUGAUAUAUUCCAUUACACAGUUGAGAAACACCCUGAUAAGCCUUGUUUUUUCUAUCAGGAUGAAGUCUGGACAUUCAAAGAGGUGGAAGAUUACAGCCUUCGUGUGACAUCGGUGUUGAGAGCCCUGGAAAUACGAAAGGGCCAGGUAGUUGGUAUGCUGGUCUCCAACUGCCCUCAGUUUCCUGCGUUGUGGUUGGGUAACGCUCGCCUGGGAGCCAUCACUCCACUUAUAAACACCAAUCAAAGAGGAAGUGCGCUAUUGCAUUCUAUUACCAUUGCUUCUUGCGAUGUUUUGAUAUUUUCUGAAGAGUUUGAACCAGCUAUCAAAGCUAUACAAUCUGAGUUAAGCCCUAGGCUGAAGCUAUACAAAUUCUCACAUCGUCAACUAAAUUCGAAAAUAGUGACAAAGCAAGAUGAAUCUCCUUUUACUGACUUCACGAGUUUACUAGAAUACACCCCACCAGGGCCAUGGCAAUUAGCCGAUGCAGAAGGUUUCUCUGGAAAGUUAUUGUAUAUCUACACGUCUGGUACUACGGGGCUACCAAAAGCAGCGGUUAUUUCUAAUGCAAGGGUCACAUUUAUGACAGCGGGAGUUCACGUCUGGCGUAUGAACAAAAGGGAUGUAAUAUACUGUCCCCUACCACUAUACCACACUGCGGGGGGCGUCAUCAGCGUCGGCCAAGCUUUAUUGUUUGGCUGCUCAGUCAUUAUAAAGUCCAAGUUCUCCGCAUCGCAGUUCUUUCCAGAUUGCAUCAAGUAUAAGGCUACGGUAGCACAUUAUAUCGGUGAGAUGUGCAGAUACAUUCUUGCGACGCCACCGUCGGCCAGCGAUACGAAACACCAAGUACGGCUCAUAUUUGGCAACGGGUUACGACCACAGGUAAUGUACAUUUGA
Molecule: messenger RNA, 1191 nt
Organism: Hyposmocoma kahamanoa
Lineage: Eukaryota; Metazoa; Arthropoda; Insecta; Lepidoptera; Cosmopterigidae
Product: long-chain fatty acid transport protein 4-like
Exons: 6
Coding region: 61-1191 (376 amino acids)
Biological process (GO): triglyceride homeostasis
Cellular component (GO): endoplasmic reticulum
Molecular function (GO): long-chain fatty acid-CoA ligase activity; long-chain fatty acid transmembrane transporter activity
Source: RefSeq, a predicted model, not a curated record